AUGACUGAACCACAAUCCGAGGCUGAUCGAGACCAGCCUUACAAAUACCAGGCACUCAAGUCUCCACUCCAUAUUAGGUUAAUUCAUCUACUACCCGGCAAGCCUGACGAAGAUAUUCGACUACGAAUCUCCCAUGAACUUCUGAGGCAACCAGAGCAACCGAGGUCACUACGCCUAUCCCGGAAACAACUACAAAGAACGCUCCCUCCAGGGUGGGAUGUUGUUGAAACAAUCGAGGGAAGAUUCAUCUUCAUGAACGAGCCUGACGACGCAUCAAGUGAGGAAAAUGAGGAAAAUGAGGAAAGUGAUGAAGGAAGUGGGAUUGUCCAUACUUGGAAACACCCAGACCCAACUAUAGACCCAGAACUGUACGAGCUCCCACCUGUAAAUCCCGCACAACCCGUCUUCGAAGCUCUAUCCUAUGUCUGGGGUCGGCAAUGUGACCCUGUGGUCGCUACCAUCGAGGGAGAGGCAGGUGAGUGUCUGGGAAACAUCAAGCUUGGGAAGAACCUAGGAAAGGCACUCAGACAUUUGAGAUACCAAGAUCAAGAGCGCGUACUGUGGGUGGAUGCUAUCUGCAUCAACCAAAACGACGAUGUCGAAAGGGCCACUCAAGUUCUUCAGAUGUCAAGUAUCUAUCAGGAUUGUAGCCGAGUUAUUAUCUGGCUUGGCCCCGAAAAGCACGACAUAGGGCUGGUUUUCUCUGAGCUGGCUCAUAUCGGAUCUCAGGUUGAGAAGACAACAAACGGUUUCAUAAUGUCAUCCCCGGAUACAACCGACUUCAGGUGGUGGAAGGACGAUGUUCCAGUCUCCUUUUCCGACGAGGUAUGGUCAGCCAUCAAAAAGCUCGGCGACCGGUCUUGGUUCCACCGUCUUUGGACUGUUCAAGAGGCUAUCAUGGCGAAUCGUGAUUCCAUCAUCCAGAGUGGCGACGCAAUUAUUUCAUGGGCUUUAUUCCGUCGUGCAGUUGCAUGCCUUCUGCAUAAAAACGAAAUGCCGAUGGCUCGAGUUUCUAUCAGUGCCAUGAGAAGCAUAGCGAAAAAUCCCAUCGGAGCAACACUGGCACAUACUCUGGAUGCAUAUCAAGCACGGUUGUGUUCAGACUUUCACGAUAAGAUAUACGGACUACUGGCUAUUCUACCGCCCAGGUUUGCGAGUGAGAUCAAGCCGGAUUAUGAGCAACCUGUCGUCGAGCUAUACAAGUCCUGCUUUCUGGCUAAUAUCAAAGCUCUUAGCCGCUGGGAGCUGCGUGGCUGUCCUCGAAAUCCGGAUGAGGGUAAUUGCCCCUCUUGGGUUCCUGAUCUUUCUCAAGUAGAUCCAUAUGGCCGGAGAGUGUCAGAGCACUACGCCUCUGGAUGUUCUGCUCUACACCAUGAGUACCAAGCGCCCAAUUUACUAAAGGUAGUUGGUUUACGAUUCGACACUGUGAAGUCUGUUUCUGAGAAGACCUUUGAUCAUUGGGACGAUGGCGAAACAGCAAUUCGCAGUAUACGAUCUUGGGAACCUGAAUGUUCUCUCACAGGCCCGUAUCCUAGUGGGGGCACCUAUCUGGAUGCUUUUGCGGCCACUUUUCUUCAAGACGGAAGAAUUGAACGUCGUCCUACCGAGGGAUUUACACUUGAGCAUAUCAAGGAUAGGUUCGAAACCGAAUUUCUCUCGACAGCCUCGACACCGGUGUCAAAGCUGAGUCGCGGAGACAUGAUGGAAUAUGUCAUCUGGACACGUUCCAAAGGUAGAGCAAUGGUCACAACUGAGAGGGGUAGUAUUGGUUUAGCGUGUACUUUCGCACAGCCUGGCGAUGUAAUUUGCGUCGUCCUCGGUUGCGACUUUCCAGUACUACUCCGUCCAUCUGAGGAUAACACCUGGAAGUUUCUGAGUGACUGCUACGUGUGGGAUCUAGAAGCUACGCAAGGCUUGCUGGGCCCUCUUCCGUCCCUGUGGCAGGCCCAGCUAUUCUAUGAUCCCGUUACUGAACACCGGUCUUACACCCGCUAUCAUAACCCCGAAACAGGAGAGCUGACAGUAGAAGACCCUAGGCUGGAGCCUCUUGUAGGAUGGCAGCGCGUUUCAGUGGAGGAGCUGGGGCGAGACCUUACAGGCGAUGACCCAGAAGUGUAUGACUUCUUCCGGAAUAUGGAAGAUGGCAGAAUCGUGAACUCUGAUCCAAGCCGUGGCUACACCUAUGAGGCAUUGAUUGACCACGUCGGCAACUCGGCAUCAGCGGGUCGGAUUCCUCGUAUUCUUCCGCGUAUCGGUGCGAGCCAAUCUUCCAAAAUGAUUUUCAAAGUUUUAGCAGCUUCCCUUUUUGGCAUUGCCUGCGCAGCGAAAGACGGUAGUCAAUACCCGCUUUCUUAUGGUGAAGCAUGGGCUGGUCCAGUGCGAUUCGCUGACAACUUUAACCUGUCCAGCAAUUCUACCGGCUUCACCAUGGCCGAGGCCACACUUGUGAUGCCGCAUCUAUCGAUUCCCAAGAAGCCGCAUAAGGAAGUCGACGAGUAUACUGCCUCUUUCUGGAUCGGACUCGAUGGCGUUUUAUCAUCUGAUAUCGUCCGUGGUCUUUGGCAAGCUGGAGUUAUAAUGUCGGUGUGGCCAAACGGGACGACCCAGUAUACAGGCUUUCACGAAUGGAUUCCCGAUGACCCUAUUGACGUCAGCUCGUCCAAGCUGGCCAUAUCAGAGGGCGACCACAUCCAUGUAGUUCUCAAGACGACAAAUAACGGAUACCAUGGCAGCACCACGCUUACAAACCUGAACACAAGUCGGACAUACACACAUAGUCAAAACGCUGCAAACCUAUGGCGCGGCCCCACUUUCCCAGCUCAAGGUGCAACCGCCGAAUGGAUCGUUGAAGCAGGAACAUAUCUGAACACAACGCAAUAUGUUUUUCCGAACUGGGGAAUUGCCUCGUUCUUGAAUGCACGAGCCUGUAAUGAGAAAGGCAAAUGUUCACUACCUGGAGAUGGGAACAAGAAGCAGGGGGAGAUGACCGCCGUUUUUUGGAAUGAUACCAAGACGCUCUACACAAAAUCGUACAUUACGGGGGAUCGUGUCUCAGUUGAAUACAUAGAGAAGCACCAGCCCUCUGUAGCGAACGCCUGAAGAUAGGUAGUCAUAUCGACAUCUACUGCUCUUUACGCCCAUCUUAGUGCUGUUGGUCUACUGCGACGCUAAAAGGUACUCCUAAUAAUUAAUAAUUUAUUAUAUAUAUACCAAAGAAUUACUCAUUAGAGAGGUAUAGAACUUUCUCUAAC
Messenger RNA from Fusarium oxysporum Fo47, 3251 nucleotides. Its product is annotated as heterokaryon incompatibility protein-domain-containing protein. Gene Ontology annotation, molecular function: glutamic-type endopeptidase activity. The record is from RefSeq and is a predicted model, not a curated record. Gene Ontology annotation, biological process: proteolysis. Lineage: Eukaryota; Fungi; Ascomycota; Sordariomycetes; Hypocreales; Nectriaceae. The transcript has 6 exons. The coding region runs from base 1 to 3099 and encodes 1032 amino acids.